This is a messenger RNA of Paraglomus brasilianum, 305 nucleotides long. The record is from the annotation of a GenBank genome assembly. Lineage: Eukaryota; Fungi; Glomeromycota; Glomeromycetes; Paraglomerales; Paraglomeraceae.
ACAAUUGCAGAAGAGCUUGGCAUGGUUUUUGUCGCAUUAGAUCCAUAUGCUUAUCAAGAUCUUGAGUUUUUAGGGGACUAUACCUGCAUCCCGGAAUCUGAGUCACCUGAUGUACUAGCAAUAGAGUUGCAAAAAAAAAAAGAGCCAUUAGUAACUGAGAAAAAUAAGAAGAUACAUAUAGAGUGGUGUAAGAGGAUGGAGAAUUGGAAGGAAGAAUGGGAUAGGGUAGUUUUCAGCAAUGAGUCAAAAUAUCUAAUAUUUAAAAAUGAUGCUCAUAAGCUCGUCUGGAGGAGGUGUGAUGAAAA